AUGUCCGCCAACGACCCCAACCUGAGCGAUGCGGAGAAGCGUCUGGCACGCCUCGGCGGCUCUGUCUCGCAGGAGCCCCGGGCAGCCUCCCCGCAGACCCCAUCAGAGGAGCAGGCUCAGUCCGGCAGCUCGACCCCUCACGUCCCCCCGUCGUCUGGCUCGCGUCUCCUCUCUCAGGCUAUCCCGUCGCCAGCGCGCGUGCCCUCGCCAGCUGCCAAGCCGGCGGCUCCCCCCGCGCCCAAGCCUACACCCGCCCCCGCCACCCCCAAGGCGUCCCCUUCACCGAAGCCUACUGCGCCCAGCGGACCGUCCAGGAGCUCUUCCACCAGCACUCCCGUGCAGUCCAAGCCUCGCCCCGCCGCCUCGUCCCCCGUCAAGCCUACGCAGAGCUACGCAGACUGGGAGGCGCAGGCCGUCGGCAAGGUCUUCAAUGUCACUCUUGACGCUGAGGCGUCCGACUGGAAGAAGACAUGGCUGAAGGAGCUUCGCAGCGAAAUGCAGGAGGAGAACCCUGGUAUGUGUGCAGAGCUGUGUACUGGCUUGUCUCAGCUGACGGACAGCCUCCACGCCAAUGGUGUCCCUCGAGUCGCGCGACCGUCUACUGAUCGCUCUGACGACCCCGACCAACUCACUGUCCUGGCGGGCAUGCCCGAGGGCGAGACUGUGUUCGAAUAUCUGACCGGAUGUUGGAAGCGACUGAAUGGCGUCAACCGCGAGAUGUCCAGGUUGGGCUACAGCAAGGAGGAGAAGGCCAAGUGGCACGAGGCGUACAACGAGCUGAAGCGAUUGAUCAUCUCCUACAGUGGCAUGACUCUGGAGGACCCUACGAUCAAACCCGUUGGGCCGGCCGAGUUCCUUCCCCUGUUGCUGGGUGUUUCGGGAACAGGUGCUGCCGGCGAUCCGUUGACCUCGUCUGCGCCGCAGCCCGUGGUCCAGCGCAACCCCAACGCGCUUGCACCGGCAGACCUCCUGCCCUUCCUCAACGACCUUGCGACCGGCUUCCCCGAGGGCGGCAUGGCGGACGUGAUCACGCCGACUCUGAGCCUGUUCUUCCAGGAGUGGUUCAAGAUCACGCCGACACCAGACCUUCUCGGCCAGGACUGGCAGAAGUACCUCGGCGCCAUGACGCUUCUGGUGCAGGUCAAGGCGAUCGCUGCCAUUCCGCAGAUCUGGAAGACGUACUUCUCCAACCCUACGGAGCGGAAGACGGCGGAUAUUGACGCCAACAAGUCCAACCUUCGCCACGGCCUCGGGGCUCUGCAGAAUGGUCUGUUCACCCUGUACAACGCCAUUGUCCGUGCCUCACCCGAGUCACGAGAAGGCGCUCUCGACUUCUUCGCCAAGGUCGUGUCCUUGAACGUGAAGCGAGCGGGCAGUCAUAUUGACAAAGUCGACCCCGAGUACUACCGUCACUCCAAGCGUCUCGACGUCUCAGAAGAGACCAAGAUCCACGCCGAGAAAGCUGAGGCGGACGAGUACUUCGGCCAGGCUAUGGAUACUGACUCGAAGCCCGGCUUCAUUCCUGACAUCUUCUACCUGCUGAACCACGUGCACCACCUUGGUACGAUCAAGACGAUCAGCACCCGCACUAAGCUGGAGCGCAACAUCAGCGAUAUCGAGAAGGAGUUGAAGCGUCUGGAGGGGAUGAGGGGCCAGUGGGCUGGUAACCCUACCGCCGAGGCGCAGGGCGAGGCUGCCAUCAAGAAGUACAAGGGCGACCUUGCAACGAUACACGCCUCCAUCCAUGCCUAUGACACCCAGCUGCUCGACCCGGCCAUGGUGCGCCUCAACGUCAGCUUCUGUGGCUUCCUCAUGAACUGGCUCCUCCGUAUGGUCGACCCUGAUCAUGCCCAUCCUCAGAAGCCCAUCGCGUGGGUUGCUCACUGGAUCUCCGCAACUGACAACUGCAGUCUCCCGCUUUCGUCCGAAUCGCCGGUGCAGUUCCGCAUGCUGCCCGAGUUCUUCUUUGAGAACGUCGUCGAGUACUACGACUUCCUCGCUCGCUACAGCCCGGACGCGCUUGACGAUGCCGACAAGGACAUUCUCAUCACCUUCGCCAUCGCCUUCGUGAACCCCACUCAUGUCAACAACCCCUUCCUCAAGGCCAAGCUUGUAGCGGCGCUGGCUAAUGGCCUGUACCCCGUCGGAUACUGGCGCAAGGGACCUCUUUUCGACCGCCUGAGCACGCACCCGCAAUCUACUGCUCACCUCAUGCCCAUGAUCCUCCGCUUCUGGAUCGACGUCGAGUCCACCGGUGGUCACACGCAGUUCUGGGUCCAUGUGGACGAAUCCGCUGCACCCGACAACCUCGACCAGUUCAUCAAGUUUGUCAACAUGCUCAUGAGCGACACGACGUUCCACCUGGAGGAGUCCCUGACGAACUUGGCGGCUGUGCACAGUUUACGUGCAGAGAAGGAGGACGAGGAGAGCUGGAACGCCAAGACGCAGGCGGAGAAGGACGACACUGAGUCGCAGCUGCGCCAGGCGGAGCAGCAGGCGCCGUACCACACGCACAUGGGUCUCGACCACAUCGAGCUCAUCCGCGAUAUCACUGCGACGGAGAAGGAGCCCUUCCUCGUCGGCGAGAUCGUCGACCGUCUGACCGCUUCCCUCGACGAGAGUCUCGCAACGCUCGUCGGCCCCAAGAUGCAGGAGCUCAAGCUGAAGGACCCGGAGCGCUUCGGUUUCAAGCCGAAGCAGCUGCUGGCUGCUCUUGCGCAGAUUUACCUGAACCUGGGCUCGGAGCAGGACUUCAUCCGUGCUGUUGCGAACGACGGCCGCUCGUACUCGAAGGAGGUGUUUGAGCGCUUCGCGCGGAUCCUCAAGAACCGCGCGAUCAUGACCGACGGCGAGGUGCAGGAGAUUGUUGCGUUCACGCAGCGCGUCGAGGACGCCAAGGCCACGAUCGAGAUUGAGGACGAGCGCGAGAUCCCCGACGAGUUCCUCGGUGAGUUUGAAAAGAGUAGUCCCAAACUGACGAUCCCAGACCCGCUGCUCGCUACUCUCAUGAAGGACCCUGUGAUCCUGCCCGUGUCGCGCGUCACAGUCGACCGGAGCACGAUCCGUGCGGCUUUGCUCUCGAAGGAGCUCGACCCCUUCAACAACGUUCCGCUCAAGUACGAGGACGUCAUUCCCAACGACGAGCUCAAGGCGCAGAUCGACGAGUGGAUCGCGCAGGGCAAGGUCGCCAAGCCGCAAGAGGUCAAGAUGGACCUGGACGUUUAG
Trichosporon asahii var. asahii CBS 2479 is the source of this 3225-nucleotide messenger RNA. Its product is annotated as ubiquitin chain assembly factor, Ufd2p. NCBI's taxonomy places the organism in Eukaryota, Fungi, Basidiomycota, Tremellomycetes, Trichosporonales, Trichosporonaceae. Gene Ontology annotation, molecular function: ubiquitin-ubiquitin ligase activity. Gene Ontology annotation, cellular component: nucleus; cytoplasm; ubiquitin ligase complex. Gene Ontology annotation, biological process: protein polyubiquitination. The record is from RefSeq and is a predicted model, not a curated record. Bases 1 to 3225 code for a protein of 1074 amino acids. The transcript is spliced from 14 exons.